AGCACCUGUGAGUUCUUAAUAAUGGGGAAAGGAUUCACAGUUGGAGACAGUUAUCUGAACGUCCUGGCUCGGCACAAGUCAGAACUAGAUUUGUCUGCUGAGAAACAGUUUAUACACAGGCAGCUAUAAAAACAAGAUGCGGGUGAAGACAUAUUCACGAGACAAGAGGUUAUUUGCCAUAAUCCUGAUCAUCGUACUGUACUUCCUAUUGCCUGCAAAUGUCAUAAGAAAUGCACCAAAGGAAGAGCUUGUCAUUAGCAGUGACUUUCAAGUAAAUCAGAUAACACUGAGUGACUGUGACAUCACCUUCAGUUUAGGAAUUUGCAAGUGUAACAGAACUAUACGAGCUCGUCUACCUCACAGUUGUCCUGAAACAUUUCCUGAUGUCGAAGAAGUACUCAAAACAGUAAAAGCUACGUAUGGAGAGACAGUCUGUGGAGACUGGGCUACGCUACGAGGACCUCAUCAGAGAGGCCAUUUUUAAAUGACUACUACGUCGGCAUCGAGUACAUUCUUCCUCGGUUGUUACAAACGUAUCCCGGAUGGAAUAUGAGGCUCUAUCAUCACAUGAACCUUUCAGACCCUAAAGUCAAUGAAUGGGUUUGCAGCCUGGCCUGCCAGUAUCCACAUUUCGACCUUUGCGACGCUGAAAAGCUUCACAUUUUAGGAAAUGUCACCAACUCGACUGGACGGGCUUGGAGGUUUGGAGCAAUGGGAGACAAAUUCGUCGAUAGAUUCAUAAGCCGAGACACCGACUCUCCCAUAUAUCAGAGAGAAGUGGAUGCUGUUCAAGAGUGGAUUUCAGACGGCACUUGCUUCCACGUCAUGCGGGAUCAUCCCUGGCACGGUGUUCCUAUCCUGGGUGGUAUGUGGGGUGGGUGCAAUGACUGGCGAUAUGAAGAAGUUCUCAAUAUAACGAAAACCAUCUUCCGAUUGGCUAAAUCAACCCGUUCUGACCAGGGGGAAGUUGGUAAACAUUUAUACCAUUUGGUGCAAGAGAAUGGCACCGUACACGACUCUUACACUUGCGGCUGGUUUGGUGCCUCCAAACCUUUCCCAACGCAGAGGUUUGGUGAUACUUUCAUUGGCCAGAAGUCACUUAUGAAAUUUUUCAAUAGGCAUAAGCUGAAUCCCUGUCCUGAAAAGUGUCGACCUAAAAAUCACCCUGAUUGGCUAUACUGCUGAACAUUCACUGCAAUAUUGUUUGAUAAGUUGGAGUGUAUGAUUUUGUUUAAUAUAAUCUUCUUUCAGUACUAAAGAUUAUAGAAAUUAAACACAUAUCUUUUUUAA
Messenger RNA from Macrobrachium nipponense, 1290 nucleotides. RefSeq lists its product as uncharacterized. Lineage: Eukaryota; Metazoa; Arthropoda; Malacostraca; Decapoda; Palaemonidae. The record is from RefSeq and is a predicted model, not a curated record.